CGAAAAUUCGAAAUUUUUAGUACGUUGCUGCUUACCAAGCAUCAACAAAUUCAGGAAAUUCAGGAUUGAAAUCAAAUAGGCAUACCUCGUAAUAAAGUCGAUAGCGAUAAACACCACUUUUGUGAUUAAGGCAGAGAUGUUUGUAGACAUCAGCCCGCGAUUGAGUGUGGUCAAUUUUGAUUAUGACAUUUUGGUUGUCAUCGCGUAAAACCUGCCUUGUUCUGUCUGCCUUUUGGUAAAAGGAAAAAAUUAUAUUUACAGGAAGUUAAUAAUGUUUUGUGCAUAUACACAUCUGGGAAGCCUGGGGCGAAAGCCCACACAUAAUCGUUACAUCGCAAGGACAAGAACAGCUGGUGAAAGGAGAACAAUAGAACCUAGAUCGUACCAACUUGAUUUUAUGAGAGACUUAUCACAGCUGAUCAACAAGUCACCUCGUAAUAUAAGACGGAUCAUAGAACACAACGCUUGCUCCCGGGCAUUCUUCAACCCCCAACGGAUAAACGAUGUACUAUCCAGAACGAAAACCACUAUUACCUCAAAUGGUAUUUAUGUUAGUGUGGAUGUGGGUUUGCCCAUGCGUAAGAGAGCCAAACAUUUGAUUGACAUCACUUUAAGUGCAUCUGGACAGGCGAAUUCAAAGUUGCUUGCCCCGCUAGUUGGUCAACAAAUAGAUUUUGUGCGCCAUUUCAAAACUGACCGCUCCGUUGACGCGGAAAUGAAGAGAAACCCUACAAUAUUCUCUAGGCUAAAAACAGCUUUCGGGGGAAAUCCACAAAAAAUUGAUGCGGAAAUGUCUCAAGUACAAGCGGAAACUCUAAAAAAGUUGCUUCAAAAAAGCAGCGAACAAGGCCCAAAAAAAAACGAAGUGGAUAACAUUAAAAUAGCUUUUGCUGAAGGAUAUUUGGCUGCAACAAAUUCCGAGGAGUCACCUAAGUCGGGGAAAACUAUGAAAUACCUUAAAGUUUUCCAACAACUGCUAGUAAUAGUUGUCUUCAUUGGAAUAUUCCUAAGCUUGUUUUCCUCAUCAAAUGGUUCGAUGUUUAGUAGAAUACAACUGGGUAACCAAGUUGAAGUGGAUCCAGAAGAAAUCCAUGUAACAUUUGACGAUGUUAAGGGAUGUGAUGAAGCCAAGCAAGAAUUAAAAGAAGUCGUUGAGUUUCUUAAAAGUCCGGAGAAGUUUUCGAAUCUUGGCGGUAAAUUACCAAAAGGCGUUCUAUUGGUGGGACCACCUGGCACUGGCAAAACGCUACUUGCACGUGCAGUUGCUGGCGAGGCAAAUGUUCCAUUCUUCCAUGCAGCUGGGCCUGAAUUUGAUGAAGUGCUUGUUGGACAGGGUGCACGACGAGUUCGCGAUCUAUUCAAAGCGGCAAAGCAACGCGCACCGUGUGUCAUCUUUAUCGAUGAAAUCGAUUCGGUGGGAGCGAAGCGCACGAACUCAGUUCUACAUCCAUAUGCCAACCAAACCAUUAAUCAAUUAUUGGCAGAAAUGGAUGGUUUCCACCAGAAUGCAGGAGUCAUCGUACUGGGAGCUACAAAUAGGCGAGAUGAUCUGGACCAAGCCUUAUUGCGACCUGGUCGAUUUGAUGUUGAGGUUGUGGUAUCCACACCAGACUUUACUGGUCGAAAGGAAAUACUUUCACUUUACUUAGCAAAGAUUCUUCAUGACGAGAUUGAUUUGGACAUGUUAGCACGAGGUACCUCUGGUUUCACAGGUGCAGAUUUGGAGAACAUGAUAAACCAAGCAGCUUUGAGAGCUGCUAUAGAUGGUGCUGAAACCGUUACAAUGAAACAUUUAGAAAGUGCACGCGACAAAGUUCUAAUGGGGCCUGAAAGAAAAGCUCGUUUACCCGAUGAAGAGGCAAACCUUAUCACAGCGUAUCAUGAAGGUGGUCACGCUAUUGUUGCGUAUUAUACUAAGGAAUCACAUCCAUUGCAUAAGGUUACAAUAAUGCCGCGAGGUCCUUCACUUGGUCACACCGCAUACAUUCCUGAAAAGGAGCGUUAUCAUGUGACUAAGGCUCAACUGCUGGCCAUGAUGGAUACUAUGAUGGGCGGGCGUGCAGCGGAAGAAUUAAUUUUUGGUGUAGAGAAAAUCACAUCCGGUGCGAGUAGUGACUUAAAGCAAGCUACUUCCAUAGCCACGCAUAUGGUCAAGGACUGGGGUAUGUCGGAGAAGGUGGGGCUUCGUACAUUUGACAAUGCAAAAGGGCUUAUUGCGGCAGAAUCUUUGGGCCCUAAUACGGUGGAAAUUGUUGAUGCCGAGAUAAAGCGAAUUUUAAAUGAAAGUUACGAACGCGCCAAGGCAAUAUUAAGGAAACACACGAAAGAGCAUAAAGCUCUAGCCGAGGCGUUGUUAAAGUACGAAACGCUUGACGCGGAAGAUAUAAAAGCUAUAAUGAAUGAUUCGCAUUAGCUGGGAUGUAUUGAAUAUUAAAGAUAUUUGGUAAAACUUUUAACAAAAAAUGGUAAAUAAAGACUUAAGCUUUUAAGCCUGGCGGUAAAAAUUUAUAUAUAAGCGCUGUAAUAUUUUAAUAUUGGUUAACUUAACUUGAGGCAGUUUAAUGUGUAAUAGCUCGCCGAAAUUAAAUUCUUAAAAUUAAAUAACAUACAUAUAAUUUGGAUAAA
Zeugodacus cucurbitae (melon fly) is the source of this 2625-nucleotide messenger RNA. It is a transcript of the gene YME1L, whose product is annotated as ATP-dependent zinc metalloprotease YME1L. Gene Ontology annotation, biological process: mitochondrion organization; protein quality control for misfolded or incompletely synthesized proteins. NCBI's taxonomy places the organism in Eukaryota, Metazoa, Arthropoda, Insecta, Diptera, Tephritidae. The coding region runs from base 272 to 2413 and encodes 713 amino acids. The transcript has 10 exons. Gene Ontology annotation, molecular function: ATP hydrolysis activity; metalloendopeptidase activity; ATP-dependent peptidase activity. Gene Ontology annotation, cellular component: mitochondrial inner membrane. The record is from RefSeq and is a predicted model, not a curated record.